AUGUCUUCACAGCAAUGGCGCCCUGGGAGGCGCGUUGCCAUCGCCGGAGGAGGACCGGGAGCUAUAUCCACCGGCAUUGCCUUUCUCCAACGUGGCUAUGAUGUGCGUAUCUUUGAACGCCAGGAUAGCUGCAAGGCCAUCGGUGGCGCGGUUCUUUUGUCUACGCCAGUCCUGGCUAUCCUUCGCUCCUACGGCAUAAACAUGGAAAACUUCGGUUCCUACACGGUCACUCAUUUCCAGAACAAGUGGGGAAUGGAGCGCGUCGAGCUCCCCUUUAAUCCAGAAGUAGAGAAACGCAUGGGUAUUAAGGGCUGGCAUUACGGAGUGCUGCGCUCUUCUGCCUUCAAGGCGAUGCUCGAGCUCGUCCCCGAGUCCGUCCUCUAUCCUCGUCAUGAGGUUACGGCGUAUACAGAACUUGAAGACGGCGUUGAGAUUGAAUUCAAAAAAGCCAACAAAAUCACGGCAGAUAUUCUCAUCGCGGCAGAUGGAAUUCGAUCCGUGGUAUCUCAACAGGCAUUCGGAGAUCCUGGACUCUUCCACACAGGGAUUCGGCUCUGGUUGGCCUGGUGUGAUCAUAUACCUGGAGUCCCAGAAAACCACGCCGUCAUAUCCCACGACUGGCAAUACCAGGCUAGUUUCUUCCCGAUGCUUCACGACGGCAAGCCUGGGUUUGAAUGGUGGGUGGUAGAGCCUUCGUGGGAAGGUAAACCGCUCCCGGAGGACCCCAAGGUGCAUCUCUCCACGAUCCUGGAGGAUUGGUCCCAGCCUCUGCCUCGUCUUCUCGAAGCUACGAACCUUGAAACGCAAGUCUAUCGCUGGGAGAUCUACAAUCGUCCGUCGAUGAAGACAUGGUCUUCCGGUCGGAUUGUGGGCGUUGGCGAUGCGGUUCAUCCGGUGUCGCCAUAUGCAGCAUAUGGCAUGGGCAUGGCGAUUGAGGAUGGUUACUACUUGGCGAAAUCACUGGACGGUGUCGAUCUACAUGACCCACGGGCAGUCGCCGCCGGUUUCGAGCUCUAUGAGAAGCAGCGGCUGGACUACGUGAAUCACAAUAUGGAAUUUGCGCGAUUCAUUGCCAGGAUAUUCCAUUCCCUCCCCUGGCCACUGGCCAAGGUUCGUGAUCUGAUCUUCGAUUACACUCCCUUUUUGAGCCACUUCAUGCAAAGGGGUUAUCUUGAGAAGUCCGAGGAAGAAACACUCGGCCUGAAGGAGCUUUAUGUCAACUGA
Messenger RNA from Aspergillus melleus, 1224 nucleotides. RefSeq names its product FAD-dependent oxidoreductase. The record is from RefSeq and is a predicted model, not a curated record. The transcript has a single exon. NCBI's taxonomy places the organism in Eukaryota, Fungi, Ascomycota, Eurotiomycetes, Eurotiales, Aspergillaceae. Gene Ontology annotation, molecular function: FAD binding; monooxygenase activity. The coding region runs from base 1 to 1224 and encodes 407 amino acids.